Messenger RNA from Aspergillus versicolor CBS 583.65, 1389 nucleotides. RefSeq names its product NAD-dependent succinate-semialdehyde dehydrogenase. The transcript has 5 exons. Bases 1 to 1389 code for a protein of 462 amino acids. NCBI's taxonomy places the organism in Eukaryota, Fungi, Ascomycota, Eurotiomycetes, Eurotiales, Aspergillaceae. The record is from RefSeq and is a predicted model, not a curated record. Gene Ontology annotation, molecular function: succinate-semialdehyde dehydrogenase (NAD+) activity.
AUGUUUCUCCAAGAACCCCUUCUUCUCCCAGGAGUAACCCUCGCAUCUUCAUCUGACCAGUCAACAUCAACAUUCCAAGUCAUAGAUCCAGCAACAUCCCACCCCAUCGCAACCCUCGCCGACUCUACCCCCGAGCACUGCCACACCGCCAUCACGAACUCCCUCUCUGCAAAUGAAGCCUUACGAUCCCUGAACGCUCGUGCCCGCGCUUCCCUGCUCUUAAAAUGGUACACUCUGGUACUCGAAGCCGAAACGGACCUGGCGACUAUCAUCACCGCGGAAAACGGCAAGACGGCCCGCGAAGCGCGAGACGAGGUGAAAUAUGCAGCGGAGUUUUUAUUCUGGUUUGCAGGGGAGGCGCAGAGGGUUUAUGGAAAUGUAAUUCCAUCUUCUGCACCCAAUACCAAAGCCAAAACAAUCCACCAGCCCAUCGGUCUGGUUAGCAUAAUAAACCCCUGGAACUUCCCCGCCGCCAUGGUCACCCGGAAAGUCGGGGCUGCGUUUGCAGCCGGCUGCGCCUGUAUUCUCAAGCCUGCGACAGAGACCCCUCUGACCGCGAUCGCUCUGGCAACGUUGGCUGUUAGGGCUGGAUUCCCCGAGCACGCGCUGCAGUUCAGUUUUACGGGGUCCACCGCUGUAGGGAAGAUGCUUGCGGCGCGGUGCAUGAAUCAUGGUGUUAAGCAGUUGAGCCUUGAACUUGGGGGUAACGCCCCAGUUGUUGUCUUUGAGGAUGCGAAUGUGGACAAGGCCGUGGAGGGAAUUAUGGUGAGUAAGUUCCGGCUCUCGGGGCAGACCUGUGUAUGUGCCAACCGAGUUUUCGUCCACUCGAGUAUCUAUGGGGCUGUUGUCAAGCGGUUGGUGGAAAGGAUUAGAGCCGAGUUAAAGCUUGGUAAGGGGGAUGAAGAGGGAACGACGAUGGGGCCGUUGAUCUCAGCACAGGCGGCGGAGAAGGUUGCUGCUCAUAUGGAGGAUGCGGUGCAGAGGGGCGCGAAGGUUGUUGUUGGGGGUGGAGUCUCGGAGCUUGGUGCUGCGUUCUUCGAGCCGACGGUACUGGUCGACGUCAGUCCAGGCUCGAUUUGCUUGGAGCAGGAGACAUUUGGGCCGCUGGUUCCGGUUGUGCGGUUUGACAGAGAGGACGAAGUGGUGCAUAUGGCGAACCGCGUGGCGGCUGGGUUGGCCGGGUAUAUCUUCACCGAGAGUAUUGCGAGGGCUGAGCGGGUGAGCGAGGCGUUGGAGGUUGGCAUGAUCGGGGUCAAUACCGGCAAGAUCAGCGAUCCUGCGGUGCCGUUUGGAGGAAUCAAGGAAAGCGGCAUUGGAAGAGAGGGCUCAUGGCUGGGUAUCCACGAGUACCUCCAAGUCAAAAGCAUUACCACAAAUAUCAGCCCAUAG